Halteromyces radiatus is the source of this 1749-nucleotide messenger RNA. Its product is annotated as Neutral/alkaline nonlysosomal ceramidase. Gene Ontology annotation, molecular function: N-acylsphingosine amidohydrolase activity. The transcript is spliced from 9 exons. Gene Ontology annotation, biological process: sphingosine biosynthetic process; ceramide catabolic process; long-chain fatty acid biosynthetic process. NCBI's taxonomy places the organism in Eukaryota, Fungi, Mucoromycota, Mucoromycetes, Mucorales, Cunninghamellaceae. The coding region runs from base 1 to 1716 and encodes 571 amino acids. The record is from RefSeq and is a predicted model, not a curated record. Gene Ontology annotation, cellular component: extracellular region.
AUGGGUGGAUAUUUACAACAAGCUCUGUAUGAAAUUUCUGUACUUGGAUGGUUCGAAGAAACAGUAAGACCUAUGGUACAAGGCAUUGUCAACGCUAUUACUCGUGCACACGAUAAUAUUCAACCUGGUUCAGUGGAUCUUUCUGUAGGGGAACUUUUGAACACAAAUAUCAAUAGAUCACCAGCAAGUUACCUUUUGAAUCCUAAAGAAGAACGUUCUCAAUAUGCUUAUGAUGUGGACAAGAAUAUGACAGUACUUGGAUUCAGGGAUAAAACAGGAAAAGGACUUGGACUUAUUAGUUGGUUUGCAGUUCAUGGAGUAUCAGUCAAUGAAACAAACCAUUUGGUGAAUGGUGAUAACAAAGGUUAUGCAGCAUAUAUAACUGAACGUACAAUGAAUCCGUCUAGUAUAUCUGGUAAAGGAAGGUUUGUCUCUGCUUUUGCUCAAUCCAACGAAGGUGAUGUUACUCCGAAUACACUUGGUUCUUUCUGUACAGGUACCACCAUACCUUGUGAUGGAUCGAAAAAUGAUAAAUGUCCUACUGGAUCAAGUUGCAAUGGAAGGGGACCAGGGUGGGAAAUAAGUGAUUAUGAAUCCAAUCGAAUCAUUGGUCAACAACAAGCAGACAAGGCAAUUGAAUUAUUUAAGCAAGAAGGUCAUUCACUCUCUGGUACGAUUGAUUUUCGAAACAAGUUUUUUGAUAUUACAACUAUGGUAGUCAAUGGUUCACAUCUUUCUGCUGGUACCACAGAUGGACCUGGUCUCACUUCUUUAGGUAUUUAUCAAAACAUGACACAUGGAACACCCUUGUGGAACAUUAUUAAGGAUAUUCUACGAACACCAACAAAGGAACAAGAAAAAUGUCAAGCACCCAAACCUAUUUUGAUUGAUACUGGUGAAAUCUCUUUUCCUUUCCCAUGGCAACCUACUGUAUUAGAAAUCCAAUUAUUCCGUCUUGGUGAUGUCUUUAUAACUUCUACUCCUUCUGAAUUGACUACAAUGAGUGGUCGACGCUUACGUCGUGCCAUCAAAUCAAGAUUAGAAUCUCAUGGAUUUUCAGUACAAGAUGUCAUAUAUUCUGGUCCUGCCAAUGGUUAUGCUUCUUACUGUACAACGUAUGAAGAAUAUCAGGAACAACGUUAUGAAGGUGCAAGUACACCCUAUGGUGAACAUACUUUGGAAGCCUAUAUCGAAGCAUUCUAUGAAUUAGUGGACGUCAUGGCGAAUGGAACAUCAAUAGCAAGUGUAGCUUUACCUGAUUAUACCAGCAAAGCUUUCAGCCUAGCACCUCCUGAUUUUACCGAUCACCCUUUGCUAUUACACAAAUUUGGCGAUGUAUUGACCGACGUGAAUACAACCAGUGUUUAUAAGAGCGGACAAACAGUAAAAGCGGUUUUUGUAGCUGGUAAUCCAAGAAACAAUGUCAUGUUGGAUUCAACUUAUUUAACAGUUGAGCAGCUGGUUCCCUACUCUGGUGGAAAGUAUAGGAAUGGAAAAUGGAAAGUGAUCCGGACAGAUAAUGAUUGGGAUACUCGCUUUCGUUGGAAAUCUGUUUCAAAAUUAUUGGGUAUGUCAAAGGCUACUAUUGAAUGGGAUAUUGAUGAUACCGUCAAAGCUGGAACAUAUCGACUGGGCUAUUUUGGACAUCAUCGCAAUGAUCUUUCUCAACAAGUGACUCCUCAUCAAGGCUACUCCUCCAUUUUUACUGUGCAAUAAAACCUCAUAUUUAGUUAAAUUUAUUUAUUUAUC